AUGCGGACGAGCAGUGGUGAGGCGCUGGCAGGCGACGCCACCUGUACGGCGUACCAGGGUGCGCCAGGACGGAAGUUCCUUGUGAAGACUGGAGCUCCCGACUCUGGCAAAGGCCCGGGACGGCACCCUCGGUCAUCAGCCAGCUUCUACUUCAGCUACUUCAAGAGCGCUGUAGAUCGGAGGUCCAGAUAUCUGGACAGUACCUCCGGUUACGCGGGCUCCAGCAUGAAUACUUCAGCAGGUGCUGGAACAGCAAUAGGCACCUCUAGCAGGGGCAGGCGGCUCAGGGCAUCAAGGUCCCAGGUCCUCUCCCGGACGGUAAACCUGCUGGUAACUAUCCUGACACUGACGUCUCGCUUGAUGACUAGUACGAUGGGAACGGCCCAUUCAGACAUCUUGACGGGCACCAAGAUGCCCUCUCGCUCGAACGUUGACCUGGGCCUGACCCUGGACCUGGGAGAGCUGCCCAGAGUGGUGCUAAGGACCGAGUGGUACGUAGCCGGAAGGCUGGAGGAGAAUUUCAGCCGAGCGACCACGUUUCUGCCCGAGAGGUGGCUGCAGAGGUCAAGCGAGCAGGAGCACCAUUCCGGCAAGGCUAAGCUGUGGACCCUGCACCCGUUCGCGUCGCUGCCCUUUGGCACAGGGCCGCGAACGUGCAUUGGUAAAAGGAUCGCCGAGAUGGAGCUCUGCACACUUCUGACUCAAGUACUGAAGAGGUACAGAGUUCAAAGUCACCACGGUGCCAUCGGCUUUAGUACGCAAGCCACUGGAAGGGCUGACCGACCGGUCACAUUGCAAUUCAUUGAUUUAGAGUUCACGGCUUCAAGUUCUGCUUAAAUACGUCGAAUGACAAUUCAACCAUCGCCAAACGCUUGUAGGUUGCCAAAUAUACAACAAACAGCGGUUUUAAUUUUACACCCAGUUUAUGAAAAAGAGAUCAAGUGUCUAAAAUGUUUCUUAAGCGCUCUUUUGCAUGAAUACACUGAAACAUUAUUGUGUGUACGUCUAUAUAUACUUUGCUUGUUGUCUUGCU
Molecule: messenger RNA, 1033 nt
Organism: Dermacentor andersoni
Lineage: Eukaryota; Metazoa; Arthropoda; Arachnida; Ixodida; Ixodidae
Source: RefSeq, a predicted model, not a curated record